Xyrichtys novacula (pearly razorfish) is the source of this 24599-nucleotide messenger RNA. Lineage: Eukaryota; Metazoa; Chordata; Actinopteri; Labriformes; Labridae. The record is from the annotation of a GenBank genome assembly.
AUAGGACAGAAACAUCAGGAGACUGCAGUGGCCGAAACACUCAGUAGACCUGACGCCUCUCCUCCAUUCCCACCAGCAGGUAGGUGGUAUGUUGUGUAACUUACAAUGAUGAAUUCAUUCAAUUUAACAUGUCAAAUGGUGUUAAGUUUAUGGUGGUUCAUGCUGAGAAGUGUUAUUUUGUAACAAUAGUAAUCUUGUUGCAUAAAAGUCUAAGUUUAGAGCUUCAGAAACUUCCACCAAUAAACUCGAUGCUAGUAAAAAAUAAGAAGAGUAAAGUAUUUUAAGUUUGUUCAUGCUGUUGUUAUGUCAUCAAAUUUCAAGAUUCAACCAGAUAUCAGCAGUAGCUUUCAUCAGUCUGUUCACAAAAAAGUUUCUAUCAGUUGACUUUAAUUUGAUAUUUUUAUAGGUAUGUAUGCAAUGAUACAAACAUAAUAAUCUGUUUAUAUUUAUGCAUAAAUUUUAGUAAAACACAAGCAAAAUAACCAAUAUUUAUCUACAUAUUUAGAGAGCGUGAAGAAGAAUGUACACCGACUGUGUGAAAGUGCUGUCCUCUGUCACUGUCUGCUGUAUCGUUCCUCCUAGAUUCUUAACCUUGUCCUUCUAGAUUUCUUUCAGUUGUUGUUAAACUAACCUUGAAAAAGUUAUAGCUUUGACUGUCUUUGGAAAUGUUGUCACCGGAUUCAUGGGAGCAUAAAGAAGAGGCCUUCCAUUUUUAGAGACCAUUUCAGCUUUCUGCGGGCUCUAUUUGAAAUGACUUGAAAAGGUCAACUUCAAAGGACUGAUACUAUGUGAGAACGUUCUUGACCAUUUAUCCAAAAAACUUUCCAUUUAAAAUCAAAUUGCCACACAAAUGGUGACUUGAAAGGCGGAGUAAGGGAUCACAACAACCCACCAGAGUUUCUCAGGGAACUACCAAGACUGUUGGUUUGUUUUCAGGGGUUUGUUUAGAAAAGUGAUGCUAAAGUCAGACUACGUGAUCUCUCUUCAGUAAUAAUCUAUGACACAUUAGACCAUCACAGAGCAAGAAAUUCAUGACUCGGUUCAUGACUGUACAGUAUAGGACUGAUAUAACAACAGUGUGUUUUAACUAAAUGCCCUAACAAAUGAAUUGCUAACUGAGUGAUCUAGAGUAUCUAAAGUUAUUUUGAAUCAUCCGCUAGCUUUAUGCUAAUCCAACAGCAGUUACUUACUAGAUUGCUGAAGUGCAUUAGCUAUGUCUUCUCAACACUUAUCUUGUUUUCUCUGGUGGGCUCUCAACAAUACGUAACAAAAGCAGGGAUGUUGUUGACAGAACUCGACAAACUUCUUCACCUCGCCAUUUCAUCUGUUUCUGCUUGUGACUUCUGAACGGGUUUAGUACAUCUGCGCUUUAUUUGAUCGAUAUCACUGGGAUGAGUGGACACAUUUUAGGUUUUUACAUUGGGAGAUCAAGAUGAAGCCUUUAUUGCCGUUCAGUAUGACACAAAAUUAAACAACGGCUUUUAAGGCAGAUGGGUCCUGAAACCCUACUUCGGCUAGAUCAGGCUAUAAUCAUGCAUGCAGCCAGACCUCUGCCUAAGGUUGGAACAGGUCUGAGUCUUUGGUGGUAAGAUGUGGGUCCAAAGGUAACUAGGAUUUCCAUGGUCCUAAAGGGGUUAAUUGAAGGGUGAAAAGGUGAACAUUCGGAAACAGAUCAAACUUCACUUGCUUUUGUCUUGUGAGUUAAAAUCCUGAUGUUUGUAGCUGCUGUGGGCUCGAGCUUUAAGCUGUAAGGAAAACACUUCACAAUACUACAAUACAAACAGUGUACUCUACCUUACAGUAACUAACUGUGUCAAAAGUGAGUUACUGUAAGGAGGAGAGUUCGUUGGUACGUUAGCUUAAACAAACGUACUGACCUGAAUAAGCUGAUUUAUAUGUGAAAAUCUGAACCACAAUAACAUGUUAAACUUGAUGAACUAGUCCUCAAAGUGAACAAAUUCUGUCCACACCUAACAUUAUUGGGAAAUGCUCAUUCAUAUGAAAAACACCUGACACCAUGUUUGAGCAGCCAAUAGAGGCUCAGCAGGUGGAAGGAAAUAAAUUCAGGUACAUAGAGAGGAAGAAAAGCCAGAGUACAACUUCCUCUAGUGUAUAACCAACCUCCCCACUCAGAGUGCAGCCUCUGUGUGUUUAAAGGAGGGCAGACAACAAGGUCGUACGCUGGUUGGGGGAGGGAAAGGCAAAAGGAGGAGCUGUAGUUUGAAAGACAACCCCCUACACCCCACUUCCUCCUAUCAGUGAGAGCCCGGCAGACUGUUAGCACAUGGCUGCCUGGUUUUGAAACCAGCCUCCAAUAGGAUGACAUUCAUAGUGUCAUGGUGGCGUGAAGCAUGUGCGCCUGUGCAGUCCCUCCCACGUCUAGUGCAGUAGGGAUACGGAAGUGUGCGCCUGAGGAUAGUGUGAGUGGAGGGGAAAAGAGGGGAGGGAAGGCAAACACACUUACACACACACAUACUCGUGGCUGAUGUAACAAAAUAACUGAUCUUGAUGGAGUGUGGAUUUUUGAAUAGACAGAGGACAGAAGAGACCGGUCUCUUCCUGGCUAUGCUCUGAAUAAGGUAAGGUCAUAUAUUUACCCACCUUACAGUAGAGGCAGAUGGAAGUACUGUAGGCCGCAGGAUUAUAGGCUUUCCUGAUGAUUUUAGAAACACAGAGCUCACAGCUCCAUGCAUUUGUUUGAUCUGAAGAUAGACCUGAACCUUGACUGAAGAGGAAGAGGAAGCUUAAACAGUUAGCUUUUAUAGCAGCCUCAUAGUUUCUUAAUACUACUUAUGCAAGCCUGACAUUAUUUUCUCAGGAACUGGAACAAGAUACCUUUAUUUUUAAUCCAUACAGAUGAUCUUUUUGAAGUUUGUGGCUUUAGAGAGGGCUCUUUUAUGAUAACACCUAACCAUUUUUGAUUGAUUCUCAUUUUAAUGAACAUUUUAUUUUGUUCCAGCAAAAAAGGGAAAAAUACUCACUGUGUGUUUUUAAAAACUGAUUAUUGUUUGGUUUUUAAUAGAUGUAGUGUGUCACAUGGCUGAAUUGUGUGGUUUUAUUUACAGGGUCAGUUCAGUAUCACCCCCCUUUAAUGUGUUUUCUGUUUAUGUCACAAGCACAUGGCGCUUUCUCUGGCAGUAGUGUGUCAGUGAGUGAAAGGUCAGGUAUCCUGUGCCAAGCAGUACAUUAGAGAGGGACAGAACAAGAGGUAGAGUAAGGGGAGACUGUGAAGGUCAACUCCAGUCACAUGGAUCUUUGCUUUUCUACAUAGUAAUAGUAUUUGACAUUUAACUCUGCCAUAUUUAUUUAACCGCGCAGGAUUUUACAUAAUUAUAGGCCUAUACUUUAGUAAACAUCUCUCAUUUGUGCUUGAAUUAUUUCUCUCUUUUUAGCCAUGUCAGUGAUGAGACUGUAGGGAUGAUAAUGUUGGCAUUAUCCCAGAAAGAAAUCUCUCAGUUAUUAGUUUGCAGUAAUAUCUUGAUUACUUUUACUACUUAUUAAUUAAUACUGACAAAAACUCCUAUAUUUAUAUACCACAACUUUGUGUCCAUUAGCAAAUUUAAGUUAUUGUGUAGUGAAAACAUAAAGUAAUACAGUAAGAGAUAAACAAUUUGUAUUCUAAGCUGGUAUGGCUGGGGUGUCACUGUGAGGAUGUUAGCAUUUAGCACAAAGGGCACUGUCUUAAAGUGCAGCCUCACAGAGCCAACAUCAACACCUCAACUUUACAAGCACUGUAGUUUAGUUUUAUGACCUCAAUGACAUUAAAACAGAGAUAAAUGUCCUUCUGUUUAGUUAUGAUAUAUAAUAUGUAAAUAUUACAUUGCCUCAUUGAAUCACUAGCAUUAAUUAGCACUGUCAAUGUCUGAAUUCUGAGCUUUAAAUAACUUCAUUAGUGACUAAAAAACAUCAAAACUAGGAUGGGCAGCCUCGACUUUGUGUUCAGUAUAAACUUGGGGCAUGGUAACAUGCUAAAUUAACGAAAAUAAGGAACUUCAGGUUCUAUUAUCAUCAAUUAUGAUCAAUUAUCUCAAUUCCUAAUUCCCUCUUUCUAUUUCAAUUAAAUAAAUCUAAGACAGAAUAGACACCUUACUUCAUCAACCUAUAUGAUGCAUUUUCCUCAUUACACUGGUUUCAUCUUAGGCUAAAACAUACAGGAUCCGUAUUGAGCACGUAUCAUCAGCGUUGUGUAUCACGCAGCUAAUAGGUUGCCAUUCUAGCCGAUGCAGCAUCACAUACAGGACGCGUAUCAGAUCUGUUGUAGCACCGUGUCGAGCGCGGCUCUGCUAAAGAUACGCAACAAGGCUAUUUUUGCUGCUCUACGCUUCCAAUGCGCAACAGUCCACACAAAGAAAACCAUGCAUGUCAUCCUGUAUUUCGAAAUCAAACACCAUAUGCAAACUCCUGACUGUGUAUCAGUUCGUGUAAAUGAGAAAUACUUCCUGGUUUGGAUUUAUCAGUAACACAGAACAAUCCGAUGGUCAACCCUGAUCCAUGUAAACCCCAACAGGACUACUAACUGAUAACUUAGUCCAAAGGUUACAGCACAGCAUAAAGGUACAUAGUUUGCUUAAUUAAACACGAGUAAACCUGCGCAAACCGAAACUGUAAAAUAACGUUGCUUUUUUACAUACAGUAGAGGCUCAACGGUCACUGAAUUAUAUCCAAAUUAGCAGGAAAUAGACCACAGAAAGGAAAAACAACCUGUUGUGAGCAUGUUGUUUCCUCUAUACUGAGCUGAGCUGACCGGGGCUGCAGUACGCUACUGCCACGCUCCAAAUAAAUAUCCUGUAUGCGAUACCCAGGGCUGCUCUAUGGAGCAAAUACGGAACAUGCUCAAUACAGAUCCUGUAUGUUUUCGGCUUUUAAGGUCGCACUGUGAAUGUGAUAAAAUAUUUAACGAUAACUUGAGAUUCACUAAAUUUGUUUUCUGCUCUUUGUUGUCUUUCUUUCAGAUUGUGUCAGCAUUUCCUGAAUUACCUCAUUCCAUCACAAUCACUCCAUCAUGUCGCUGCUGACUCAUGUGCUCGCCUGCCUGUUCGGUAUGGGCUCCUGGGUGGCCAUCAAUGGGAUGUGGGUGGAGCUGCCCCUGGUUGUACCGGAGAUCCCAGAGGGCUGGUAUCUUCCAUCCUACCUCACAGUCCUCAUCCAGAUGGCCAACAUAGGUCCACUCUUCAUUACUUUAAUGCACCGCUUUCGUCCAGGGGCACUAGAUGAGCGGCCAGUGAUCUACUGCAUUGUUGGGUUGGGGAUCAUCGCGACAUUCCUGCUGGCCUUCUUCUGGAGACACACGGUGGCAUUAGGGGGCUCUAUGCACAGUGUGCCCCUGCUGGUGUUGAGCUUUCUGCUCUCUGUGGUGGACUGCACCUCCUCUGUUACCUUUCUGCCUUUUAUGAUGAGGCUUCGGCCGCAGUACCUCACCACUUACUUUGCAGGUGAAGGCCUCAGUGGUCUGGUGCCUGCACUGGUGGCUCUGAUUCAAGGUGUUGGUAUUGUCCACUGUCGUAAUGCCACUUUGAUAGACAGUAUGAACAUAACAGACGGCAAUACAAGCAUGGCUGGUAGUGGAGAGCUAGAGGCAAUCUACCAGCCAGCUAGAUUCUCUACUCAGGUCUUCUUUAUAUUCCUUAGCGCCAUGAUGGUUGUGUGUUUGGUGGCCUUCAUCUUGCUCAACCAUCACCCAUCUGUGGCACGAGAGAGGAAUAACGACCUGUACUACAGUGGUGAUCUGGAUCGUGGGAAGAAGGAACAAGGUCUGUCUCUGCAUGCCCAGACACCAGAGCAGAAGCCCAUGCUUGGUCCCCUGGACUCUGUAAAGAGGGAACCAAGAAGCUCCUUUGGGAGGGGGACGUAUAGCAGUCUGGAGGUGUUGUUCAUCUUCCUUGUACUAGCCUGGGUCAAUGCUUUGACCAAUGCAGUGCUGCCUUCAGUCCAGUCCUACUCCUGUCUGCCUUAUGGUAACAAGGCCUAUCAUUUGGCUGCCACUAUGGCAGCUGUUGCCAACCCAGUGGCCUGCUUCAUCGCCAUGUUUGUACCAAUCAGGUAAAAAUGGAAUUUGCUCAUAAGUGCUAGAGUAGUCCUGCGUGAAAGGGGGUGCUAAGAAAUGCAACAUCUGCUGAUUUUUGUUUUCAGGUCUCUCUUCUUUAUGGGUUUCCUGACCAUGUUGGGGACCGGAUUUGGAGCCUACAUCAUGGCCAUGGCUGCUCUCAGUCCUUGCCCUCUGCUGGUCCACAGUACCUCUGGAACUGCUGUUAUAGUAAGUCUUUUUCUUCUCCUGAACGUGGACAGAAUUUGGUCUAUCAGACACAGCUUUUUUUGAAAGGAAUGAACGACUAGUGCAAUUGGAGUUCAUGCUCGCCUUAAGAGAGAAUAUGGGUUCCAGCCACUUGUUUGUUUGUCUCUUAACUAAAAAAAUCUAACUUGUGAACUUAAUCUAAAACCAUUCCUUUCUCAAUUAAACCCACUCUUGCAUGGUUAAGCCAAUAAUAUCACACCCACUGACUUUUGCGAAGACAUGAACAACAUGCAUGAACAUGUUGAGAUGCUAAAAACUGCAGGCUCCAAAGGCAACAAGAGACCCAUUUGUGCACACACACACACACACACACACACACACACACACACACACACACACACAUACUUGUCUUUAUCACAUUGUAGGGACACAAGACGUGGACAUGCAAUCUGGGAACCACCCUUUCUGCAGGUGCUACAGCGCUGAAAAAAAUCAGGCAGUUUCUUGGAGCAGCCAGAAAAACACAUAUCACUUCAAAUUGUCAAUCAGACAAAGUAGAGUCUUUCACCUGACCAGGGACAGCCUAAUGGGGACUUGUCAGGUUUAUAGUAAUUAAUGGGGUCACAAUAUACACACUUCUGGUUUUUCUGUCUUUGUUAGGACCACUUAGCACACCCUCAGGUUUAACUUACUUUGUAGAGUCUGCCAUCACAGACUUAUUUAACUGCUUGAUAGCCCCAUUAUCAUAUAAACCUAGUGUUAACUGGAUUACAAAUAAGGUCUGCAUUACCACAAGAUAUAGGUCACGUCACUGAGAGGUUUUAUUGCAUAAAAAAAAAAAAAAAAAAAACCUGGUCAGAUUCUUCAACCUCUCACAGAGAUUGCUGAUUACUAAUCAACAUGUUAGUAAAUGUAACAACAUAACGGUUAUGUUGGUAAACCAAAGUCAAUUUUACUGACUGAAUCAAACUCAAGUGAGAUAUUUGAACCUGUCAAAUAACUGAACAGCCAACUUUUUGUGAGCUUGUUUCUAAAUAAACAAAAAAACAAAUUGACAAAUAACAUUUGUCUACUAGUUUUGAACUUUACAUUUUACAUUGUCCUCUUCAAGGCUGUGAUGCGGUUUUUGAUGUAAAAUUUAAUGGCUAGCCAAUUUCUGUCCCUAAGAGCGGUCUUCUCUGCGCUAAGGCACUUAUCACAGUCACUUUUUCCUGGAACACGGCAUGUUGUGAUGAAGGACAUCAUGUGCCUUUCGACAGCAGCAAUCUCCUCUUUCUCCCACGUCUUUCUCUUGCUAGGUUGUCGUCCUGUGCAUCAACACACAACACAAACAAGUGGCUCUCAUUACCUUUCAUUUUUGAUCUUGAAAUCAGCCAAUCUUGAAAUCUAAAUUUGACAAAAGUUUACCUUUUAACCGUUUCACAGGUUUCUGAUGAUCUCUGGCCUGUGGAGUCGUCACAGUAUCUUGCUGUGGUGCUGCAUUGUUCACUGUGUGUCUCACAUCUGGCCCAAUUGUCUCACUGUCCUCUGUUGUGGUUGCAUUCUCUGAAAGCCAGAGGGGGGAAAAAUGGAAUUACUGCCACGCAGUUGUAUUCCUCAGUGAACCAUCCAUGUCCAUUCACUUUUAAUGUAUGAAGUAUCUGAAGGAAACAUGUCUAUCAUGCUAAUAUGCAUCUGUUUUUAAAGUUGUCACAAUUAGUGGAUUUUUUUAUGAAGGACAAAACCAUAUUUUGUAAUGACAUAGCAAUGUUGAAUGUUGAAUACCAAAAUGUAAGCUAAAUUCAUCUUUGAGUUAAAGUGGGCAUUUGUGCCUAAUCUGAAGAAAUUAUCUCAUGGCAUUCUUACGAUAUCCUGUUCACAAGAAUAAACAAAUGUAUUUUUAGAUUGUCUAUCAUCAACAAGCCUGGAAGACCACAUAAUUGUUGAAUCAUUUUCUUGGUGAAGAUACACUUCAUAACAUGUAAUUGUGUCAGAAAUAUCCCAGAGGAGUACAAUGAACCAGAUUUGUAGGAAGAGUAUGAAGAAGGAAAGAAAUAGAUUAUGAACCAAAGUCAAGAUAACGUUUCAAACAUGGUGCAGACAUGGACAUUAAAAGCUGUAAAUGAAGAAUUUAAUAGAGGAGGGAAAAAAUGAUCAAUUCUAAGAUGCAUCGCAAUUCAGCCAUGCACGAUUCUGCAUCGAUGCAGCGACGUGACAUAAUCACUUUCCCCACCCUUUAUUACUUUAUUUUGCUGGCCACACUUGGACAAUAAAGUUUGGAGGUUUUUUAACUACAGUGUGAGCACAACAACCGAAAUGCAGGACGGGGAUAUGGCGCAAACAACAAGAGUAAUCAAAGAUGCUCCCAUUAGCUUUAAAUUGGACUUUUAGGCUAAUUUAGUCUUUUAUGAACUUGACAGGAACCUUGAGAAGACGCAAACGGUGUGUAAAGUCUGCCACACAAAAAUAAAGUACUUUGGGAUUUCAACUAAUGACCACCCUGUGAGGACAUUGGCAGCAAAAGCCACAAAAACAGCAAGUGCAUCCCAACCUACAAUCACAUAAGUGCUGAUAACUUUGCCAUCCUCUUUGGAGAGAGGGAAGAGGAUCACCGAUUCUGUUUCAUGCUUUGUUGCUACGGAUCUACGGCCGUAUUCAGUGGUAGAAAAUAUUGGGCUCUGCUACCUCCUAAAGACACUUGAGCCUCGGUAUAUCCUGCCGACAAGAAGACACUUCACAGGAACUGCUGUGCAUGCAUUGUACAAAGACACCAAGGUCCAGGUAAUGGAAUCAGUGAGUAAAGCUAGCUGUGUAGCCAUUGUAUGUGACUCCUGGACUCCAAGUGCAACAGAGUCGUACAUAAUAACAGCACAUUAUAUGAGCGAGGACUAGCAGAUUUUUUAUGUGAUGCCGACGAGAGCUGUUUAUGAGAGUCACACAGGUGCAAAUCUGGUGGGGCUAAUGGCAUCUAAGAAAUAAAGACGUCAUGCUGGUGAUGGACAGCUGGACUUCUAAAAUGAUACAUGCAGCUAAAGUUGGGCAGUUCCCUCAUGUAAAAUGCUUUGCGCAUAAACUGAAUUUUGCUGCACAGCAGCCACUCAAACUGCAGAAGGUUUCCAGACUUCUGGCAGAGUCCAAUGUGUGUCAAUAUUUUUUAAUCGCAGCACGAUCAUCAAGUCAGUCAGCUGACCUCAAGAAUAUUUUUCAUGACUGAAAACAAACCUUACAGGUAGAAAGACCUACGAACAAGUAAAUGUUGAAGAUGGUUGCUGUAAAAGCCUGCCUAAGCACCUCUGUUCCUGGGAUCCAGACUUAAAGCAGUCAUUGACUACUAACCAUCAAAAUUAAUUCUUAUAUUUAUAAACUGAUGGUAUGUCCAAUUACAGUUGAAACUCUGAAAAUGUAGGGGGGGUUGGCAAGUGGGUUGAUUUUAGGUCUAAUGCCAAACUCCCAGCUUUUAGCAUGAAAAUCUAAUAAUUGACCCUGAAAUUCAUUUUAUCCCAUUAUCCACCUUCCCCCCCCCCCAUUUUUUGAUGAGGGGGUCAUUCUGGAUGAAAUUUCAUCCAAAUCAACUUUCUGUAUAAAACUCUAUCACUUGACCCCCCAUAAUUCAUUUUUAUCCCAUUAAUGCAAUCGAGAAAAAAGUCAAUUUUCUAGAAAGUGUCCAACAAAUACUGGGGGGGGGGGAUUUUUGGCAAGGGGGGGUAAUUUUAGGUCAAAUGUCAAAAUCCCAACUUUCAGCAUGGAAAUCCAUUAUUUGGUCCCAGAAUUCCUUUUUAUCUGAUUAAUGACCCUUCAAGUGGACAAAAAUGUCCAUUUUCAAUAAAGUGUCCUAUAAAUGGUCACAGGGAGCUGACUUUCGGCAAGGGGGGGUACUUUGGGGAAAAAUUUGAUGAUAAAUACUUUUAGCAUGAAAAUCCAUUAUUUGACCCUGUGAUGCAUUUUUAUCCCAUUAAUGACCCUUCAAUAGACACAAUUUUCAAUUUUCUAGAGAGAUUCCUACAAAAGGUUACAGGCAUGUGAUUUUUGGCAAGGGGGGUUGUUUGAAGGUCUGACGUCAAAAUCCCAACUUUCAGCAUGAAAAUCCAACCCAAGAAUUUUUAUCCCAUCUACAUGACGGAGGAUUAAUUAAUAAAAAUCAGUUCUGAGUUUUAAAUCAGAAUUGUAACUUUAAUUCUGACUUUUGUUCAUAGAAUUUGAACUUUGAAACUAAGAAUCUCAGAAUUCAGACUUUUUUUCACAGAAUUCUGAAUUUUCCUCAGAAUUCGGUCUUCAGAAUCUCAAAAUUUUGACAUUUUUCUCUGCUAAUUCUGAUUUAAUGCUCAGAAUCUCAUAAUUGACUUUUUCCCCACAUAAUUCUGACUAUUUAAUCUCAGAGUUCUGACUAUCUAUGCAUAUAUGUGUAUCCAUAUCAUGAAGAGUCGGUCUGAGGAGUUUGUCUUCAGCUGCUCUGUUGUAAAGUGUCUUGAGAUAACAUUUUUUAUGAAUUGGCACAAUACAAAUAAAGAUUGACUGAUUGAAAAAUGUCCAAGGGUCAUUUAAGGGUUAAAUCACAUCUUAAUGGUUUUGCUUCAAAUCCACUGUCAGGCUAACUUAUGAAAAUGGUGCCACUCUCCAAACAUGGCCUUCAUUAAAAUUUCUUACAUACAUAUUUGAGCAAUAUUUUAAUAAUAUCAAUAUCAGAAUAAACUCAAAAUUAGCCAAUACAAUUGUGGUUAUCCAUGGAUUAGUGACAAUGGACACAUUUAAGGAUUAUAUUGUGGCUGAGGGGCUUACCUGGUGAGUCUGACUCAUCAUCUGCUUCAGGGUCACAUGGUGCCUCAGGGUCUCUUUCCUGGUCGCUGUCUAGGUGUACAUUCUCUGUGGACGAUUGAAAGAGGAGAGGAAGGAAACUGACUAAGUGGAAAAUGCAUCACUUGAUCCUCACACACUCAAAAAAUACCAACUGUUUUUUUAUUCUGUAGAACAAUUAAAUAUUUAGUACCUUCAGGAUCAAUACAAAUGUCAUCCAGGGACUUCCCCUUGAACUCUGCCAGACACCCCUGCUCCAGAGCCAUGAGAACCUUGCUGAUUUUAGCCAGUUGUAGAGUGCCCUCCGGAAGUCUGUAAAACUGUCUGUGCACUCUAAUAUCAUGUCCAAGAAAAUCUGCUAGUUGAUCAAGCUCUGUGUUUGUGAGGUUAAGGACUUGUGACAGGGUCCCAGUUUGUUUGCGUAAUUUUGUUGAAGUCAGACUUUCAGGGUUUUUUGCGCCGCAGACCUUGGCAAAGUGUCGCAAACAGUCAGAUCCACGAUAGCAGAUAAGAGUUGUUGGUCGUGCAAACAGGUAUGUGUUCUCUGGGAGAACCCCACAUUCCUGUCUUUUUCUGAUGAGCAGAUCCAAUGCUGCUUGCACUGGUGGGGUCAAAAGUACAGGAACUUUUCGCCCUCUUUUACCUCUUAUUUCAAUCCUUCGGAAAUGCUGGCAGAGCUUCUUCUCUAGGUCUGAGAGAGCUAAAUUCACUUCCUCCUGUGGGUCUGAUGGAUUGUGUGACAAAUAAGCAGAAACUGGAAUUUUUGACACUUCCCCAGAUCUUCGACGGUUGAACAAAAUGACUUUAGUCAAAAUGACUUUUGUCAGCUGUGCCCAGGUCUGGGGGGACGUCUCUGAGGAUAGCUGGCUGAAAAGUUCUUCUUGCUGUGCAUCUAAAAAGGAAUGGAGAGUCUGAACAUCUUUCGUGAAUGGAAGCAGCUGAGGAGUAUUCCACUUGGACUCCUGAAGGGUUCUUAGUGAUGCAGCUGAUAUCAGCUCAUUCCACCUGGCUUCAUACACGCUGCGGAAUGUACGAGCAUCCUUUGCUGCACUGUAGUCACUUUGUACAUUUGCACGGCUUUCAACAAGCAUUGAAAUCUUUUUCAGGCUGUAUCCAACUUUGAGAGCCAGACUGGGGCACCUGUAUGCAUCUGUUUCACCAUUGUAGCCUGCAAUGUCUUUCACUGCCUCGAUAACAUACAUGAAAUUUGCAGGCUUGAUGUGAUCUUGAAUCAUCUUCAAGGGAGUGUUUUUUCUUGAGCAUAUGAGAAGCCGUCCCAACUCUCUCAAUUUCUGGCGAAUGUAUUCAUGUUUGCCAGGAUCAUACCCAAGCCUGUUGAAUAAAUGUUCACCAUACUCCAUGAUACAUGGAUCAGAUUUGACAGCAAAGUACACUUCGUCCUGAACCAUUUUGUUCAGGAGCUUCCAAAGUUGUUCCUUCAUUCCAGGUGGUGGAGGCGCAGCAAAUCCGCAAAGCGCUUGGACACGUGUUCUGCCAGGUUUAAGUGGAAUACUAGGUUUGAAUUUGCAGAUCUUCAUGUGCCUCCAAAGGACUUUCUUUGUAUAGAAGCCCUGACAAUAUGCACAAUGCAGAAACUUCUGCACUUGAGAUUCAUCCUUCGGUUGCUUGCGUGGAACAGGAAUUCCAACACCAGAAUUCAAUACUUCAACAUUAUGUGCAAAGUUUCCCUUGUUUCUCAAGAGUUCCAUAUGCAUCCGUCUUUCUUUUGAGCCUUUUGGGAAGGACACAGCCCUUGCAACAUCUGGUAUGUCUUGAUGAGCACGCUCCAAAUGCCUUGCCAUUUUUAUAACCCCUAAUUUACAGUACAGACAGUAUUGCUUUUUGUUAUACAAUCUUGAUCCAUCCUCUUUCUUACAAACAGCAGGUAUGGAAGGUAAAUCAUCAGUCACUCCACCCAGGGAAGAGGUGCUGUCAGGUAGAUUUUGCUCCAGAUCAGGUGCAGAAUUAUCCAACAGGACUCUAUGUCUAGAGUUGCCCCCUCCACUCUGUUCUGAUAAGUUGCCAGUACCUGUUUGUGUUGCUGGGCAAGGCACACUGCUUGAACAUCUUCUUCUUUGCCUUGUACCAGAGGUGCCUUCUUUUCUUGAGGAUGAGCGCCCUCUCUCCAGAUUCAAAGUGGCAUGGAUAGGUUCUGUCAUUGGGAGACAUCCAUCUCUGACAUCUGCCGUCUUCUCGAAGUUUGGAAAUCUGAGCUUUGUUAUUUUCUGGUCAGUCUUAAUGUUGCAAGGGUCUGAAUCUUCAGAAGAAUCUUCACCGCUCUCAGGAAUAUACUCUUCUCCACUGUCAUCUGAGGUGUGAUCAUAAAGCUCAUCCAAAUCGAAGUCAACUCGACCUUUCAUCUUCAGGAGCAAGUUAAGAGAAAAAAAAGGUAAAUUCAGUUUCAGGCAACAUGCCACUUAAGCAUCUGGCAUACACAUUUCAUAAAGGAAAUACUUUAGCUUUAAAAAUGUUAAAUAUAUGUAUCAACAUUUCCCUCCAUUGUGUGUGUUGCACACCUGUAUGCUCCUGGUCCUCCUCAAUUUUGGAACAGUCUCUUUGUCUUGGUCAGUGACGGUAAGUUCAGACUCAGAGGACAGACUCCAUGUCUAUGAUGUAAAAAAAAUAAAAAAGUAAAAAACUGUUUGUAGCAAUCAAAUUUGUCUAAUGCCUGCCAGUACAAUAUCAACAUCAAAGUACCUCGCAGCUUUCAUUUAGCUGUAAAGGGCUGGUGUGUGGACUGGGAGAUUCUUCAGAAUCGGUGUAGUCAACAAGGCAAGGGAUGAUUCCAGUUCUGUUUGCUGAAUGAUCAGAGUCUGAUUCAUCCAAGUCCUACAGGGCAAAAAGUGACUUUUCUUAAAGACUGCUACAACAGCUUUACACAUCCAGUGGACAUCUGGGGUUACUACUUUCAAGGUUCAAGAUGGUUGAGAUUUAUCAAAAAUAUGCUGCCUACAAAUUUAUCAUGAAGACAUGGAUUUUUGUUGGGAUAAUGCGUGAAAAAGUAGUGUCAGUGUCAGUAAAUGUGUACAGUAUGAUUAGCUGACGUGCCUCCAAAAAUUAAGACACCUGACACCUGCUGUGUAGAACAACUGCCAUAGUUCAUGACUGGGUGGUCCCCACUUUAUCACGAAAACCAGACUAUGCUUGGCAACACAUUUAACAUCAGAGUAGCACUGAUCUUAACUAAACCAAACUCGUCACAAGAGUCAACUUUACAAAUAUUGGAUUAAAAAAGAAAAAACAUAUUGCAAUACAAUUGAUUCUUACCUGCAUGGUGGUGGACGGUUGUCUCUCUGCAGUCUUCUCUGCUGUUCUGGAGACUUCGGUGUCAGAGGACAUCUCAGCACAUGACUGAAAUAAGGAUUCAAAAUUAAUUUGAAGCUCAUCAACAACACAUUUAUCACACUUAACCAUGAGAAAAAGCCAAAAGAAAAGUGAAGAAACUUGUGAACCUUUCAAUAUUUCUAUGCAUCUGGCUCCAAAUCUUAUGUUUCUCAUAGGUACAACAUGGCUAUGACAGAUGUGACAUGUAUGUAUCCUGCUAUAACCCUGCAGUGACUUUUACAGCUGAAAACAAGUGAAUAUUAAGGAUGACAGGGUUGAACUGACCUGUGGCCAAGGACUGAUGUGAAUUGUACAGAGCAAACUUAGCCUAUGUUACAGGCCGCGUGUAUUACUUGGUGUUUUGUUAACUUAAUACAUGAAAAAGUCAUGUCAGUGUCAGUGAAUAUGCAGAGUAUUUCUUAGCUAACGUGGUCCCCACAAAUAAGGCACCUGACAAGUGUGUAACACAGCAGCCAUAGUAUAUGAUUGGGUGGUCCCCACUUUAUCACGAAAACCAGACUAUGCUUGGCAACAUAUUUAACAUCAGAGUAGCACUGAUCUUAACUAAACCAAACUCGUCACAAGAGUCAACUUUACAAAUAUUGGAUUAAAAAAGAAAAAACAUAUUGCAAUACAAUUGAUUCUUACCUGCAUGGUGGUGGACGGUUGUCUCUCUGCAGUCUUCUCUGCUGUUCUGGAGACUUCGGUGUCAGAGGACAUCUCAGCACAUGACUGAAAUAAGGAUUCAAAAUUAAUGUGAAGCUCAUCAACAACACAUUUAUCACACUAAACCAUGAGAAAAAGCCAAAAGAAAAGUGAAGAAACUUGUGAACCUUUCAAUAUUUCUAUGCAUCUGGCUCCAAAUCUUAUGUUUCUCAUAGGUACAACAUGGCUAUGACAGAUGUGACAUGUAUGUAUCCUGCUAUAACCCUGCAGUGACUUUUACAGCUGAAAACAAGUGAAUAUUAAGGAUGACAGGGUUGAACUGACCUGUGGCCAAGGACUGAUGUGAAUUGUAGAGCGCAAACUUAGCCUAUGUUACAGGCCGCGUGUAUUACUUGGUGUUUUGUUAACUUAAUACAUGAAAAAGUCAUGUCAGUGUCAGUGAAUAUGCAGAGUAUUUCUUAGCUAACGUGGUCCCCACAAAUAAGGCACCUGACAAGUGUGUAACACAGCAGCCAUAGUAUAUGAUUAGGUGGUCCCCACUUUAUCACGAAAACCAGACUAUAAGCAACACAUUUAACAUCAGAGUAGCACUGACCUUAACUAAACUAAACUGUAUGCACACGUUCAACUUUACAAAUAUUGGAUUAAAAAAGAAAAAACAUAUUGCAAUACAAUUGAUUCUUACCUGCAUGGUGGUGGACGGUUGUCUCUCUGCAGUCUUCUCUGCUGUUCUGGAGACUUCGGUGUCAGAGGACAUCUCAGCACAUGACUGAAAUAAGGAUUCAAAAUUAAUGUGAAGCUCAUCAACAACACAUUUAUCACACUAAACCAUGAGAAAAAGCCAAAAGAAAAGUGAAGAAACUUGUGAACCUUUCAAUAUUUCUAUGCAUCUGGCUCCAAAUCUUAUGUUUCUCAUAGGUACAACAUGGCUAUGACAGAUGUGACAUGUAUGUAUCCUGCUAUAACCCUGCAGUGACUUUUACAGCUGAAAACAAGUGAAUAUUAAGGAUGACAGGGUUGAACUGACCUGUGGCCAAGGACUGAUGUGAAUUGUAGAGAGCAAACUUAGCCUAUGUUACAGGCCGCGUGUAUUACUUGGUGUUUUGUUAACUUAAUACAUGAAAAAGUCAUGUCAGUGUCAGUGAAUAUGCAGAGUAUUUCUUAGCUAACGUGGUCCCCACAAAUAAGGCACCUGACAGGUGUGUAACACAGCAGCCAUAGUAUAUGAUUGGGUGGUCCCCACUUUAUCACGAAAACCAGACUAUGCUUGGCAACACAUUUAACAUCAGAGUAGCACUGAUCUUAACUAAACCAAACUCGUCACAAGAGUCAACUUUACAAAUAUUGGAUUAAAAAAGAAAAAACAUAUUGCAAUACAAUUGAUUCUUACCUGCAUGGUGGUGGACGGUUGUCUCUCUGCAGUCUUCUCUGCUGUUCUGGAGACUUCGGUGUCAGAGGACAUCUCAGCACAUGACUGAAAUAAGGAUUCAAAAUUAAUGUGAAGCUCAUCAACAACACAUUUAUCACACUAAACCAUGAGAAAAAGCCAAAAGAAAAGUGAAGAAACUUGUGAACCUUUCAAUAUUUCUAUGCAUCUGGCUCCAAAUCUUAUGUUUCUCAUAGGUACAACAUGGCUAUGACAGAUGUGACAUGUAUGUAUCCUGCUAUAACCCUGCAGUGACUUUUACAGCUGAAAACAAGUGAAUAUUAAGGAUGACAGGGUUGAACUGACCUGUGGCCAAGGACUGAUGUGAAUUGUAGAGAGCAAACUUAGCCUAUGUUACAGGCCGCGUGUAUUACUUGGUGUUUUGUUAACUUAAUACAUGAAAAAGUCAUGUCAGUGUCAGUGAAUAUGCAGAGUAUUUCUUAGCUAACGUGGUCCCCACAAAUAAGGCACCUGACAGGUGUGUAACACAGCAGCCAUAGUAUAUGAUUGGGUGGUCCCCACUUUAUCACGAAAACCAGACUAUGCUUGGCAACACAUUUAACAUCAGAGUAGCACUGAUCUUAACUAAACCAAACUCGUCACAAGAGUCAACUUUACAAAUAUUGGAUUAAAAAAGAAAAAACAUAUUGCAAUACAAUUGAUUCUUACCUGCAUGGUGGUGGACGGUUGUCUCUCUGCAGUCUUCUCUGCUGUUCUGGAGACUUCGGUGUCAGAGGACAUCUCAGCACAUGACUGAAAUAAGGAUUCAAAAUUAAUGUGAAGCUCAUCAACAACACAUUUAUCACACUAAACCAUGAGAAAAAGCCAAAAGAAAAGUGAAGAAACUUGUGAACCUUUCAAUAUUUCUAUGCAUCUGGCUCCAAAUCUUAUGUUUCUCAUAGGUACAACAUGGCUAUGACAGAUGUGACAUGUAUGUAUCCUGCUAUAACCCUGCAGUGACUUUUACAGCUGAAAACAAGUGAAUAUUAAGGAUGACAGGGUUGAACUGACCUGUGGCCAAGGACUGAUGUGAAUUGUAGAGAGCAAACUUAGCCUAUGUUACAGGCCGCGUGUAUUACUUGGUGUUUUGUUAACUUAAUACAUGAAAAAGUCAUGUCAGUGUCAGUGAAUAUGCAGAGUAUUUCUUAGCUAACGUGGUCCCCACAAAUAAGGCACCUGACAGGUGUGUAACACAGCAGCCAUAGUAUAUGAUUGGGUGGUCCCCACUUUAUCACGAAAACCAGACUAUGCUUGGCAACACAUUUAACAUCAGAGUAGCACUGAUCUUAACUAAACCAAACUCGUCACAAGAGUCAACUUUACAAAUAUUGGAUUAAAAAAGAAAAAACAUAUUGCAAUACAAUUGAUUCUUACCUGCAUGGUGGUGGACGGUUGUCUCUCUGCAGUCUUCUCUGCUGUUCUGGAGACUUCGGUGUCAGAGGACAUCUCAGCACAUGACUGAAAUAAGGAUUCAAAAUUAAUGUGAAGCUCAUCAACAACACAUUUAUCACACCAAACCAUGAGAAAAAGCCAAAAGAAAAGUGAAGAAACUUGUGAACCUUUCAAUAUUUCUAUGCAUCUGGCUCCAAAUCUUAUGUUUCUCAUAGGUACAACAUGGCUAUGACAGAUGUGACAUGUAUGUAUCCUGCUAUAACCCUGCAGUGACUUUUACAGCUGAAAACAAGUGAAUAUUAAGGAUGACAGGGUUGAGCUGACCUGUGGCCAAGGACUGAUGUGAAUUGUAGAGAGCAAACUUAGCCUAUGUUACAGGCCGCGUGUAUUACUUGGUGUUUUGUUAACUUAAUACAUGAAAAAGUCAUGUCAGUGUCAGUGAAUAUGCAGAGUAUUUCUUAGCUAACGUGGUCCCCACAAAUAAGGCACCUGACAGGUGUGUAACACAGCAGCCAUAGUAUAUGAUUGGGUGGUCCCCACUUUAUCACGAAAACCAGACUAUGCUUGGCAACACAUUUAACAUCAGAGUAGCACUGACCUUAACUAAACCAAACUCGUCACAAGAGUCAACUUUACAAAUAUUGGAUUAAAAAAGAAAAAACAUAUUGCAAUACAAUUGAUUCUUACCUGCAUGGUGGUGGACGGUUGUCUCUCUGCAGUCUUCUCUGCUGUUCUGGAGACUUCGGUGUCAGAGGACAUCUCAGCACAUGACUGAAAUAAGGAUUCAAAAUUAAUGUGAAGCUCAUCAACAACACAUUUAUCACACCAAACCAUGAGAAAAAGCCAAAAGAAAAGUGAAGAAACUUGUCAACCUUUCAAUAUUUCUAUGCAUCUGGCUCCAAAUCUUAUGUUUCUCAUAGGUACAACAUGGCUAUGACAGAUGUGACAUGUAUGUAUCCUGCUUUAACCCUGCAGUGACUUUUACAGCUGAAAACAAGUGAAUAUUAAGCAUGACAGGGUUGAACUGACCUGUGGCCAAGGACUGAUGUGAAUUGUAGAGCGCAAACUUAGCCUAUGUUACAGGCCGCGUGUAUUACUUGGUGUUUUGUUAACUUAAUACAUGAAAAAGUCAUGUCAGUGUCAGUGAAUAUGCAGAGUAUUUCUUAGCUAACGUGGUCCCCACAAAUAAGGCACCUGACAAGUGUGUAACAUAGCAGCUAUAGUAUAUGAUUGGACGGUCCCCAUUCAAUCAGGAAGCCUGACUGUGCUUGGCAACAUAUUUAACAUCGGAGUAGCACUGACCUUAACUAAACCAAACUGUAUACACAAGAGUCAACUUUGCACAUCUUUGACCAAAAAAGAAACAUGGAACGACCUGUAGGGGGUGUCACGAUUUAACAACUCCUCGAUCCAAUUCGAUUUUCAAUUCUUUUUCUUACUUUACAGCACAGAGGCCUUUGCUUUUUUGGAAUAGUCUAGUCUACAAUCGUUUGUUUGAUUCAUUACAUUUGUACAGUAAAUCAUCUCUCAAUAGAUGGGCUACAUACAAGUGAUGCAAUUUCCAUCAUUCUUGUGUACGUUUUUAUCACAUCAGGCACUAUUGGUCAGUUUUAAAUAAUUUAAAUAACAAUCUUGUUUAAGUGAAAACAACAAGAAUGAGAACUCACAGGGGGUGCUGCCAUCUAGUGACUCUUUUUGGUUACAGAACUACUCAACAUGAGAACUAAAUAAUUGUAACAGUCAUGUCCAAAAUAAUGGAACAAUUAGAACCUUGAGAAACAAUAUCCUCACAGUUAAACAUAAAAAAACUAAGUGGUUUGUCACUUUGCCAUUCUUCUCUAGACCUUAACAUUAGACCUUAUUUUAGGGGAGAAAAUGUGUGUUACAUACAAGAAAUUGGGGUACAAUGUGUGCUUUCAUCAUUUGCUUCAGGAUUGCCGAGUCUCUCUUUGAUUUUGAUUUUCGAGACCAUGACAUCGAUUUGAUUGAUUUCAAUAAAAAAUCUAAAUUGUGACACCAUUAACAUCUUAUUCAAAGUUAAAAAUACAGUUGAUUCUUACCUGCAUGGUGGUGGACGGUUGUCUCUCUGCAGUCUUCUCUGCUGUUCUGGAGACUUCGGUGUCAGAGGACAUCUCAGCACAUGUCUGAAAUAAGGAUUCAAAAUUAAUGUGAAGCUCAUCAACAACACAUUUAUCACACUAAACCAUGAGAAAAAGCCUAAGGAAAAGUGAAGAAACUUGUGAACAUUUCAAUAUUUCUAUGCUUCUUGCUUUUUUUUUUUUUUUUGCAAAGGUACAACUUUGCUAUUGUUGAUGUGACAUGUAUGUAUCCUGCUGUAACACUGCAGUGGCUGUUAAGAGUUGACAAAAAGUCAUUAUUUGCAAUCAUGAAGGUGUGUUCACAGCAGAUGCCACUCUGCGACUACGACAAGCUGCAUUCCCACAAUUCCCUCGUGCUGGUCAUAGACAUAUGUAAGCUAGACGCAGCAUGGGGAGCAGCGGAGCGUCAAAUACGGCCGCCGUCUUGGUGAGGUGUACGCCCCAUUUACCACUGUUUGACGGGACAGUCAAGUCUCAGAGCAUUAAAUCAAUCAUAAUUCACUGAAUACUUCAUUGAUUUUCACACUCUUUUUUUUCUGCAAACGUCAUCCACAGAGGCCUGAUGCAGGUCAGACGUUUUGGCGAUUUGCAGAGAAGAAAACGUGUGAAAAUCAUCGGAAUUGUGGGAUUGCAACUUGUCGUAGUCGCAGGUGAACACACCUUUAGACUUUCUUCACUCGAUUACUGACCAACAUUUAUUACAAACCUGCUUCCUCCAUGGCCAAUCACUGUCACCAUAGUUAUAUACGAUUUCUUCUCCUGGAUGAAUGUCCCUCAGAGCAAAUAAACAGAGGUAGGGUUUGCCCUCUGCUACGAUCCUCUUCAUUUUGCAGUUGGGAUGUCUGUUGUCAUCAUUGACUAAUCGUCCAAGGCUGUCAUCUUCUUGAGAUGCAUCAAUACUUCACAAAAUAACAAAAUGACUGAUUAUGCUUGAUAAUAUUUAAAUAGUAAUUUAAUUACCUGAUAUAAUUUGCCAUUACUCUAAUUACUAAUGGUUGUAGAUGCUAAUUUAAAAUAUAUAUAUAUUAUCAAAUUUGUUUGUGCAUUGAAAAAACUCAACUGUGCAGAAAUGUCAUAAUCAAUCAAAGCCUUACCACCAUGUCUUUUCUUUCCAGCGGAAAUCAAACAUGAAAACGGCACAUGAUCUGUGAUAGGUCCUCCUCCUCCUUGCUGAUUCAUCAGAUGUUAUUAGUUGUCCUCUGUACUCCACCACAAAGUCGCCUUUACUAAAAUGGGUUCUGGCAAACACCCCUCGACCUGUUCAAACACAUUACGUUAUUACAUAUAGACAAUGCAAACUGUCAAUUCAUUGUCUUGGACCUGACAUGAAGACAAUUUUAGCUCAGCAAAUAUCAGCGAUAAUUCAGUCUGAUGAAGUCAUGCUAGGCUGCCAGUCAGAAACACUGACCACAGAUAGGAGGGGUGCAAGCGCACCACAUUAAGGUAUGCUGGAUUCAUACCGCAAGACAAAAAGAGUUUGUUUUACACAAGUGAUCAUCUACCUGCCUAUUGCAGGUGGCUGGUUCUAAUUUUAGACUCUGAAAGAACAACACAAACAGAGUACCUUUAAAGGAAUUGAUGUACUUCACUUCUAAUUCUGCUAUCUUGUCCUGUGCCUUGAUAGCAUUUUCUAUAGCAUCCUGUAAUGGAGGUUUCCCCCUCCUCCUCCUCGCAGCCAUUGGAAAUCCUGUCAGUAAUCACAAAACAAUUAUAAUAUUACAAGAUAUCCCAAUAAAUUUUACAUUUGAUAAACAUGUCUUGGGUAAUGUUAGACAGCCAAAUAUAUACCACAUAAUGUGUGAGGAUAGCACUUCUGAUUUUAAACUCAAGGUAAUUCAGUCAGAAAAUUAACCAUUCAACAUUCUCAAAUCUAAGUUGGGAAAAAAAUAGCAGCAUUCUGGACCUUAAACAAUACCCCAUCUCUCUUCCACCACACAAUACCAAAUCAGGCUAUAUAAAAUAAGUACUUUAUCGACUGAAUUACAACUAUAAAUGCUAAAGGGCUUGCACAUAUGUUUGCACAUAUUUUAUACAUAUGUGUUUACAUUAUAUUAACGAAUUUGUUAUGGGUGGAAACUCAUGAAUGGCAAUAUUUAGCUCUGCCAACAUGUUGUUACGGUCAUAUAUGCUCAAUUAGCUGGCGCUAGCUGCUCUGCUGACGUCAGGUAGCUCUCUCUCAACUCUCAAGAUUUUGCUCUAUGUAUCACCUGUCUCUACUGCCAUCUGCGCUGAAUUUUCAGCUUCUGGUUAGAUGCAUGAUGCUCUAAACAAGAGCAAACUAAAGUCAAACUAAACAGGAUACUCACAGCAGUCAUGGUCAGCUCACAGCACAUCUGUUCAGCGCAUUUCACGUGCACGUCACGUGCACGUCACGUGCACGCGCGCAGCUCACGUAGCAUGACGCACUGCUGGCCCAGACUCGUGUGUUAGCCUAUUAGCUAGCGCUAGCCGCUCGGCUAAUGUCGGUAGCUUAAUCUCAACUCUAAAGCUUUUGCUCUAUGUAUCCCCUGUCCCUACUGCCAUCUGUGCUGAAUUUUCAGCUUCUGAGUAGUUACAUGAUGCUCUAAACAAGAGGAAACUAAAGUCAAACUAAACAGGAUACUCACAGUAGUCACGGUUAGUCACGGUCAGUCACGGUCAACUCACAGCGGCCAUCACAGCACUGCUGUUCAGCGCAUCUCACCUGACACGUGCACUGCUGCCCCAGACUCGUGUAUUAGCCUAUUAGCUAGCGCUAGCCGCUCGGCUAGCGUCAGUGGCUCUACCGCAACCCUUAGGAUUUUGCUCUAUGACCAAAUGCAACCUGUUGAAGCUGCUGUUUGUCUUUUUUAAAACACAACUACCCCUGUUAUUGUGAGAAAUCAUCAAGUUUGACAUAUCGGUUAUUAAAUGUGGGCUUUUAACAGUACAAAAAUAUCAAAAAAUCAAACUGUCUCACUGAAAUAAAUUUUAAAGUCAUCAUGGAAGUAUUUACCUUUCUGUUAGAGCCACUCCGCCACGUCUUCAGCUGAAAACAGAGCUGUCAAAUGCCGAAAAAUGUCUCUGUGUAGUUACCUCCUCUAUUAGCGCAUCCGGGAAAAGUGUUAAAAUUCCACCUGUCAGCAGAAAGCUAGUGGCUGAUUAGCAUACUUAAUUAGCAGACUGAGCUGCUUGCACAUGCGCAGAUGUGCCAAGUGUGUAUAAAGUGUGUGUGUCUGACUCAUGAGAUCCUACCAGUAGGUGGCAGUACUGAGUUAACCAAGCUAAGCACACUUAAGCACACAAAACCGGUUUUUCAUGCAUUGUGGGGAAACCCCUGAAAAGUUGACAGGGCAUCCCUGUGGCCUUCUUUUCCAUGGAUUCAGUGCUCACCCUGGUGGGGACAAGCAUUUUGGUUCCCACUAAGAUUUUGGUUUCCACGAUGUGACUGUGCUGUCUGCAGGUGGUUCCCACCAUGUGACAAAGACACACACACACACACACACACACACACACACACACACACACACAUAUAACAAAUGAAAAUAAAAAAUAAACAGCCUCGCACAGAAAAAGUUUGGGUCUGGUACAUCUUCAUUUGUGUACACUGGAUGGGUGAUGGAUUUUUAAAAUAUCAAAAUAUUUCAAAUAUAUCAUUAAACUGAGUCAGAAUUUCACAUAAUAGCCACAAUUGAUUAUCUUCUAUACUGCUUGAAAAUUGUGAGUUACAUCAAUAUUAUUAGUCUAUGGUUUUCAAAUUUUUUUUUUUCACUUCUGGCCAACCAUAUUUAAUGUAUUCUGUAUUUUUGCAAAGUUAUGCUUAAAAUGCAGCUAUAAGUACUGAAAAUAUCAAAAACAAGCACCAGAGUGUUGUUGUGUUUGUACAUUUGUAUUUGUGUGUCAUGGAUUGGGCCUGAGGUCAUUGUUAUACUCAACAUCCACCUCUGUUGUGUUGCAGGUGCUGGCCUGGAUCCUGUUUGUCCUGUCCCUGUCAUACGUGAAGGUCAUCAUCGGGGUGAUCUUGAGGGAUGAGGGCCACAGCGCCCUCGUGUGGUGUGGAGCAGUAGUGCAGUUGGGCUCCAUGGUUGGGGCUCUGUCUAUGUUUCCACUAGUUAGUGUUUAUGGACUUUUUAAGUCAGGGGAUGCUUGCAACACCAAGUGUCCAAUGUAGAAACUACAUGUUUUUAAGUUACAGACUGUGUAGACACUGUUGUACAAACCUGAAACAUAACUUGAGUUUAUUUUAGGAGCACUGAACUGAUGAGCUUUACCUAUUCUUGUUUUUUGUACAGUUGAGAGAUACGAGCUGUUACAAUCUUCAAAUGCUAAAGUUGUACAAAUUAGCUCUUCCCAGAGUCAAAUGGCAGAGUUAUGACUAAUGUAAAGUAUGUAUUUACUGAUGGAAUUAGGUCUAAACUGAAAACUAAAUUAUGAUUACGUGAGACUGCACAUGACCAUUUUGUUGCUGCAUAAAUGACACUUCCUUCUCGAUCCAGAGGUUAAAGCCGGUUUACUUGAACUGUUCACCCAAUGUGAAAUUAUUAUUGGUUGAUGUUGCUUUUUUAAGAGUGUUUGGUACUUUGGGCUUUAAAAUGUGCCUUAACUUGAGACACUGAAAGAGCUGUGCUUUUUGAGUACAUGAUUGUUAUUUGCUUUUUAUUUUGUUAUAUUAGUAGAGAAAGAGAAACUGUUAAAAAACACCAAAUAAAACACUUCUUUAAACCUUCCAAAA